Vicia villosa (hairy vetch) is the source of this 1014-nucleotide messenger RNA. RefSeq lists its product as uncharacterized. The coding region runs from base 1 to 1014 and encodes 337 amino acids. NCBI's taxonomy places the organism in Eukaryota, Viridiplantae, Streptophyta, Magnoliopsida, Fabales, Fabaceae. The record is from RefSeq and is a predicted model, not a curated record. The transcript has 3 exons.
AUGUCGGUUCUUGUAAAUGGUAGUGCCACUAAGGACUUUGUUGUGGAGAAAGGUCUUCGGCAAGGAGAUCCUUUGUCACCUUCUGUGUUCGUUUUAGUCAUGGAGGUACUCAUGGUCUUAUUGAAGAAAUCAAAAGAGAUAGGUAAAUUUCGUGGUUUUAAGAUCAAAGGUGAAAAAGAGGUGGAUUUGUUACAAUUUGUGGACGACACAAUAAUCAUAGCCGAUGGAGAUACCGCAAACUUAUGGAGUAUGAAAUCUAUUCUUAAAGGUUUUGAGUUGAUGUCGGUGGGGUCCUUACCUCUCAAAUUCAUUGGAGUGAGGGUCGGUGAUAAUCCUAGGAAGCUUUCAAUGUGGAAAGAUCUUAUAAUGAUGUUAAGAAAAAGAUUGUCCGUUUGGAGAGGCUUGCAUCUUAGUAUGGUGGGAAGAGUGGUGUUGAUUAACUCGGUUCUUAAUGCAUUUCCGAUUUAUUCGCUUUCCUUUUACAAGGCCCCUAAGAAGGUUUUGAACGAGGUUAGAUCAAUACAGAGCAAGUUUCUUUGGAGUGGAGCCUAUCUAAAAAAAUCGAUUAAUUGGGUGUGUUGGGAUACAGUGUGUAAGUCCCGGGAAGAAGGAGAGGCAAGAUAUGGAAAUACGAAGUUGAAAGUUUUGAUAGGGGAUGUGUCGGUGGUGGAUAAGAAAGACUCUAUUUGGUGGAUAGAUAUAAUCAUUUCGGAUAAUUAUGAGAAUCUUAUUUUUAAUCACAUCGCGGGAGCAAUUAAUUGUAGAGUUGGAAAUGGGGCUAACACUCCCUUGUGGUACGCGUCUUGGACGGGACAAAAACCUUUGAUGGAAGCUUUUCUCGAUCUUUUCUUAUUGGAUGGAAAUUAUUUGGAUGCUAUUAAUAGUGCAGGUACUUUUGUUGGAGGUUGCUGGAAUUGGAAGGUGGAUAAGCUGUUUGCGGCUGGGAGCGAGUCUGCUACUGUCGGGAAGCCUGUGGUGGCCCGUGUCCAUGCGCUGGCAGCUAGUAUUCAGUGA